Messenger RNA from Clonostachys solani, 1344 nucleotides. The record is from the annotation of a GenBank genome assembly. NCBI's taxonomy places the organism in Eukaryota, Fungi, Ascomycota, Sordariomycetes, Hypocreales, Bionectriaceae.
AUGGGCAAAAACCGAUGGGGAGAAAUCGUCCGUGAUGGCUUUGUUUACUCGUCUGGACGGUUUCGUGUAGGUCACGUGGAACGUAUGGAAGGAUCUGAUCUACGCGCUAUGUUUCUACCCAAUCUAAGUCCUAAGGGGCGUCAGGUCUUAGCAAAGGAAGGGGAGUCUUUUGUUCGCGGCCAGCUCCUACACUAUGGAGUCUCAUUUCGUGAGAAUGAGUUUUCAGGAAACGCCGGAAAAUGUGACAAAGUGCCUGAUCACAUUCUCGCACUGCGCGAAGAGAUGCACCACGAGUGGCUCGAUGACCUUACCUCCGACAAGUUAUCGUACUAUCCAGAAUUCGCCAUGGACAAAUACUUCCUUACAGCGGGGCGUCCCGACAAAACCAAGGCAACCACCCCGGUCGGGAUCCCCUUCGAUCGAUCCAGCGCAUAUCGAACGGGAAGCAUGUGCCGGGUGGCUCAAAAGGUCGAGGGUCUUCACUGCGCGACAGGACACGGGCUCAAGACACAAACGGUUUUCAUGGGCUGGGACAAAGAGGCUGUGCAGCAAGCGGCUUUAAGCCACGCAGAUAAAGAAGCGGAGGAGACUAGAGCAGCAGAGAAACAGCGCGAAGAAGAGCGUGACGAGCUACAUCAGGAGUACCUUGAAUCUCUCAAACGCAAAGGAAGACAGACGACUUGUUCACCUGCUGGCCAAUAUAUUGUCGACUGUGAGGCAAUUGAACAGGGCUGGGAUGAUGUCAAUGACCUGACUCUUGAUAUUGAUGAAACUGAUCAAGAUGGAAUCUUCAGAGUUGUCUUUGAUUUUGGGAUUCUAGAAGGCGUUAUGCUUAUCUGUACAGAAAAAGGAAAGCUGGAUGAGCAUGUUUCUCACCUCGACGCUGAAGAUGGGUCUGAUGAAGGAGACACAGAGGAGCCCGAUUCAGACGAGGGGGAGCAUGCGCAAGAUGAAGAUGAGAGUGAAAUUGAUGACGCGAGUGGGGAUGUUAAUCGGGGGUCCGGGACAAGAGGCAGGAAAAGGAAAUUCCAAGCUUCGGCCCCGCGGCAUGAACCGAGGAAGAAAUCCAGGACGGCUGGUACACAACCGUUUCAAUAUUUCAUCAAGUUUCGAUGCAGCGAGACUGGUGAAGGCCAAAUCUACCCAGACCCGGAGGAUGGAACUCUUCGAUUCAAGGACAAGAGAAUGGCAGCGUUCUUGGGCCAAGUCGACAUGCCAUGCGUGGGCUCCAAAAUACCAUUUUCUGCACGAAAGAUUUCGAAUCUGCCAAGCCCCCAUGGAGAAGUAUGGUCGGAUUACUCCCACACUGCGUAUGAAUAUGCGAGAGUGAAUAGGUGGCGUUGA